CGCUCAGGCUCCACCCCUUCCUAAGCACUAGGAGGAAACGUCUCCUCCAUGCUAGGCAAGUGUUCUGUCUGCAGCCCUGAAGAGAUGGAUGAGCAGCUGUUGGCUGCAUUGCCUAAGAGUUCCCUCACCAUCCCAGUCCCAGUCCACCCCUCGUCGGCAGGCUUCUGCAAAAACAGCUGAGCUUCUGUCUUCAAGCUGCUCCAGUUCAGAGCCGGGCAGCAUGGAGAGGAGGGCAUCUCAGGAAAGGAAGUGGACCUGCUUAUGGGCUCUGCGAGACAGGAAGGAGUCUUACUUGUACAAUUGUAUUUCACUACAGGGAAGUUCCCUCCCCUCUUUUAUCCCUGAGGAAGGCUCCCAACCUACAAUUAGGACUUUGUGCACAUUGGUCUUUUCAAGCACACAAACAAGUUACCUUCUGUUAAUGAUCCAUGUACGGAAAAUUGAGCAAAGAACUCAGCCAUUAAGAUAAUUAGCUUGGUUGUAGAGGAAGAGCUGUGACCUAGUAAACAGAAGAGAAAAAGCACGGGGCUGGGGGGGGGGGGGGGUUCCUGGAGUCCGGUGCUCUGCUCUCUAAGACACAACCAGAUGCUUGCCCUUCGUCCUGGCUGACUGGCUGACUGGCCUCUGAGUUCCAAGCACACUUGGUUUUGUGGGGGUCUUGAGGAUUUGGCUUGGGUUCUCAUGCUGGCAUUGCAAAUGCUUUUAACCCCUGAGCCGCCUCCCCAGCUUCUUGGGGCUUUCUCCGUGUAGCCCUGGCUGUCCUGCAUCUCACCCUGUAAACCAGGCUGGCCUUGAACUUGGAUAUCCACCUGCUUCUGCCUCCUGAGUGCUAAAAUUAAAGACGUGUGCCAUGAGGCUCGUUCUUAACUAGUCAAGGUAGACAGAUAACUAGUCUCUGCUAGGUCUAUCUGCAGUUGCGUGCUAGGGAGUUAAUUCAGUAGAGUGCUUGCCUCCCAAGCAGGAGGACUGAGUACCAUCACUGGCACCUCCAUAGAAGGCAGGACAUGCGAGCACAUGCAUCAGGGAGGCAGAGACCGCCUGGAGCUUGUUGGCAGCCAGCCUUGCUUCAUUGGCACGCUGCAGGUCCUGUGACAUCAUCUUAAAAAGCAAGGUGGGUGGCGGCUGCGCUGCGGGACACAGGACUGACCUUGAUCUACACGUGCAAAAGUAACACAGGACUGACCUCUGGGCUACACGUGCAAAAGUAGAUGAAAACGCAGGUCCUCAACCAAAAAAAAAAAGCCGGGCGGUGGUGGCGCACACCUUUAAUCCCAGCACUCGGGAGGCUGAGGCAGGCGGAUCUCUGAGUUCAAGGCCAGCCUGGUCUCCAAAGUGAGUUCCAGGAAAGGCGCAAAGCUACACAGAGAAACCCUGUCUCAAAAAACAAACAAACAAAAAAAAAAAGCGCAGGUCCUCAAUUCCAAAAUUACAUUUAUAUUUCCAGUUAAUAUUUUCAUUUACCCCGGUUUAAAAAAUAAGUAUUUUAAGAUGUACGAAGCAUUAGUAGAACAGACUGUCCUGGGUUAGAAAAUGCCACCUGCCUGUUGUUUUUGUGAUCCCUGAUGUGUUUGAUGAGGGUAGCUGCGGGCCAGUGAGUACUUGUCUAGCAUGUUCCAGCCCUCAGAUUUGAUGAUGCUCAGUGCCAGCAAAAAGUCAAAGAUGCUAAGCCUCAGAGAUGUGAAAAAUGCACCCAUGAAGCCUGAGGGAGCUGACUACUUCAUCAUAGGGUCAUAACUGUGGCCGCUAACAUUCUGCAAAGAUUAAACUUGAAGGGAACUGGACAUGACUCAGCAGUUAAGAGUGCUUACUGUUUCUCCACAGGUGUGGUUCCUAGCACCUGCAUGGUAGUUAUCUGUAACUAGUUCUAGGGGUCCAGGGCGCCCUCUGGCUUCUGUGGGCACCAGGCACAACACUCACAAUAAAUCUUUUUUCAAAAUGAAGCCUAAGCCAGGUAGUGGUGGUGCACGACUUGAAUCCCAGCACUCGGGAGACAGAGGCAGGCAGAACUCUUGAGUUUGAGGCCAUCCUGGUCUACAGAAUGAGUUCUAAGACAGCUGUGUCUACAGAGAAACCCUGUCUCAAAACAAAAAAUAAAGUAAGCAAACCUUUCUUAUACACUCCAGGGUCACCUGCCCAGGGAUGGCACCACCCGCUAUUGGCAGUGGUUAUCAACCUUCCUAAUGUGACCCUUUAAUACAGUUCAUGUUGUGGUGACCCCCAACUAUAAAAUUAUUUUCAUUGCUACUUCGUAACUAUAGUUUUGCUACUGUUAUGAACUGUAAUGUAAAUAAAUCAUAAUAUCAGAUAUGCUGCUCAAGGAGUCACCACCCACAUGUUGAGAACCACUGUUCUAAGGUCGGAGAACAAAUGUCCAGAGGAUUAGGAAGUUGCCUGUUGCCAGGCAAUGCAAAUAGAAUAGUGAGAAUUCCCUCAGUCAAAGUGAUGCCAGUUCAGACUAAACUGCAAAUCUCAAUUUGUAGCCAUUGUGGGUCUCCUUUCCUGAGCUUGACUGCCUGGUACUUCUGUUUCUGUGUUUUCUGAAAGAAUGCCUCAGCUGAGAGCCCCGGAGUCCUGUUUUGAACUAAAUGCAGUUAGGGCAGCCUUGCCUGCCUCUUGAGUGAACAAAAUUAUCUAGAAACAGCCCCUAAGAGACGAAGAGACUACACACACACACACACACACACACACACACACACACACACACACACACACACACGCCACAGCACUCUAUCCCUUAGACGUGCAGGUCGCCAUGACGCCCAUGAAGUUAUUAUGUGCCUGGUGGCUUACAAGAGCUCGUGGAUCUGGCUUCCUGUGUUGGGCUGCAGUCUGGUGGACCCACAGAAGGCCACCACAGCCUGUCCCCCAAAACCGACCUGUCCGUAAUGCAAACAGAUGCUCUUGGCCCAGUCCCAUCACCCUUUCGUUGGGAGCAUUACUGGAAAACUGGAGGCGCCCUGGGGUGUUGCCAAAGCCUCCCCUGUAGUUUUAAAGUAUGGUCGCAGUAAGGGCUGACCCCAGCCCGCGUUCUUAGAAUCUCUGUAGUCCCGCGCCUCAGCAACGCUGGGCGGCAAACCGUGCGCCCUCGUUCCAAACGUCCACUGGCCGAGAGCAGGACGAGGAGAGCGGAGCCCAGGGCUCCAGCUUGGAGGCCACAAACCCACAAGCCGAGUCACUGCUGAGAGCCCGAUGGCCCCAUAGAACUGCGAGGAGCAGGGGGCGCCUGGUCGCCCUUCCUCCCUGAGCCUCCCACGGAUCCCAACAGAGCACACGAUGCCACCGUCGUUAGCGACCAACAGAGUCUCCCUCCGGGAGCUGGCCGACCUGGCAAUCGGCACUCCGGAGGUGGGAGCGGUGAACUUCACGGCCCUGCACACACUGAUAGUGGCCAUGCUCAAGAGCCUCAACCUCCAAGGGGUAGUUAUUGACUUCCACUCCCCGUCGGCUGAGUCUGGCCGCUCCGCUGAUGUGGUCCGAAGCUCCCUUAGCACCCCGCAUGUGUCAAGCAGCAAAGAGAGGCGCCGGAGUCUGUCCAGACCGUCCCUGCCUUCGCAGACGCUGGAGAGCCAGGUGAAGGACCUGGGCACCCAGGUACUGGACCUCAGCAAGCAGAUUAAGAACAUGGACAACAAAGUGCAGGGCAUUGCCACACACGUGGAGCACAUCUCCGGAGUCUCUGACCUCUACCCGGAGUUCCAAAGGCUGGAAGAGGAGAUGACUCUGGUGCCCCCACAGGCGUCCCCACAGACAUCUCCACGUAUAUCCUCACAGAUAUCCCCACAGAUAUCUCCGACAAAGUCCACCAGGAUCUAUGAAUCCAUAGAGAUACAGGAGAAGUCUGAGCCCACAGCUGGGAUGCCCCCACAGGUGAUACAAUCAAGGCUCUCGAAGACUCAGAAAGAUAUCAGCCCACCCAAGGUGGGUACACUGACCUACAGAGGCUCCUCCACGAUACCCAGUCCCUAAGCUGGAAAGGUGUGUGUGCUAGGUCUGGCCUCACACAGCUCCUAUUCUCCCUUGCAGCCCAUGAAUGUGCUCCAAGACCUCGUAGAAGACGUAAAAGCCCUGAAAGAAGUCCACCAGAAGGUGCAGGAGUUCCCUGAACUGAAUGCCCAGGUGAGGACAUCCUAGGGACCACACCUCACAAGUGGGGUGGUCCUUUGCCACA
This is a messenger RNA of Peromyscus californicus insignis, 4168 nucleotides long. RefSeq lists its product as uncharacterized. Bases 3274 to 3966 code for a protein of 230 amino acids. NCBI's taxonomy places the organism in Eukaryota, Metazoa, Chordata, Mammalia, Rodentia, Cricetidae. The record is from RefSeq and is a predicted model, not a curated record. The transcript has a single exon.